Gloeophyllum trabeum ATCC 11539 is the source of this 2726-nucleotide messenger RNA. Its product is annotated as WD40 repeat-like protein. Bases 361 to 2478 code for a protein of 705 amino acids. NCBI's taxonomy places the organism in Eukaryota, Fungi, Basidiomycota, Agaricomycetes, Gloeophyllales, Gloeophyllaceae. Gene Ontology annotation, biological process: proteasome-mediated ubiquitin-dependent protein catabolic process. Gene Ontology annotation, cellular component: GID complex. The record is from RefSeq and is a predicted model, not a curated record. Gene Ontology annotation, molecular function: protein binding. The transcript has 12 exons.
AGGGAUUCCGUCCCGCACGCAUACAGGCUAGCUACCCUCCUACAGGCGGAGAGCCCGGGUGGAAUUCUGGAACGCGAACAGGUGAACGAGGAGAGGACGACUGAGCGCACCGCACCUGCUCCCUCCGUCUCGUCGGACCUUGAUUCCACGGGAAGGAUACGUGCUGAGUCUAGUCUCGUCCCGGCCACGCGCACAAGGGCUGAACUUGAGGAAGAAGACGAGAGCGUUGAGGCACUAGUUGCGCUACCCUCGGAUUCCCCUGAGCACGACGAGCCUGUCCGGAAGCGACAAAGGAUUGAUAGCCACAGCUCAACCGCGUCCACUUCGACCUCCCUUACUGCCAUUGAUAGUAGCCUCCGAAUGCCAUCAUCUGAAGAUCGAAUACCGAAGUACGGCGCCGACAGCUUGCCCGCCACCAGGUCGAUUAGCUCUGACGGGUACGCGCACCGUUCCAUGAUCGACUCGGCCGCGGAGGCGGGUCCCUCCUCCGUCGGCUUAGACAGAGGUUCCCCCAAGCUUGUUGUAGCCAACGGCCAUAGCUCAUCGACGAAGGGAUAUGCCAAUGGAUCGCUAAGCCCGACUAACGGCGUUGGUGCGGCGCCGUUCAAAUCAAUGUCAACAAAUGGCAAGAGCGCUGCAUCGUCUAUCUCGCGAGUUAACCUCCCUGGAACUACAUUGUACGACGACUCAUUUGUGGACCGGGAAGAAUUCGUGAGGCUCGUGAUUCAGAGCUUACGCGAUGUAGGCUACAUUGAGUCCGCUGCAACGCUGGAGGCGGAAUCUGGAUAUGCCAUGGAAACGCCGGAGGUAUCUGACUUUCGACAGUGCAUACUUGAGGCAGCUUGGGAGGAGGCAGAGCGGGCGUUGGUACGAUUAGGUGUGACGGAAGAGGACGGUCUAUGGGAAGCGAAGUUCUUGAUCAGCCAGCAGAAGUACCUCGAGCUCCUGGAAGCCGAGAAUACUACUGCUGCAUUACAAGUACUGCGAAAUGAAAUUGCGCCCUUACAAGUGGAAUCCGAUCAAUUACACUCGCUGUCGAGUCUUAUGAUGUGCUCAGACGCUGCGGAUCUACGGCAGCGAGCUGGGUGGGACGGCGCAUUAGGUACUUCGAGACGCCGACUAUUGUCCAAUCUACAACGCUACAUCCCCUCAUCACUCAUGAUUCCUCCACGGCGCCUCUCGACACUGCUUUCCCAAUCCCUUUUAUAUCAGCAAUCACACUGUCUAUAUCACAACGUCCCGCUCUCCCUCACGUCACCCAACCCUCGAUCACAUUUCUCGUUGUAUAUGGAUCAUCACUGCGAUAGAGAGAAACACUUGCCCAGGGCGACGACUGCGAUCUUGGACGGGCACGUGGAUGAGGUAUGGGCGGUCGAGUGGAGUCACUGCGGAACGAGACUUGCGACUGCGGGGAGUGAUAGGUGUGCUUUGAUAUGGAGAAUCGGGCCCGAGAAGGACGUCUCGGCCAGAACAUAUACGGUGGAUUUUGUCCUGCGUGAACACCAAUAUGCCGUAGGAUACUUGGCAUGGUCGUUGGACGAUUCGAUACUCCUCACGGCGUCAGAUGACUGCGUGCGAAUGUGGAAUACCACCUCUGGUAUAUGCAUACGAGUCCUUAAGGAACACUCAGAUACCGUGACUUCCCUUGCAUGGCUACCAGAUGGGACUGGCUUCAUUUCGGGUGGCCUGGAUCGGAAGAUUAUCCUUUGGGACGUGGACGGCAACCGACGAGAUAGUUGGGGAACAACCUCGAUUCGGGUUACAGACCUCGCUGUGACUCCGGACUUCACGCGGGUGGUCGCCGUGGGCAUGCACUACCUAGCGCCCACGGGCCUGGCCUCAUCGACUGGUGCAAGUCGAAGUGAGAGUAGUACCCCUCCGACCGGGGGCGGUGGUGCGAGGCCCAAUCCACCGACUCGAGACUCCGAGAACCGGAUGAUCAUCUAUGACUUAGCUUCGAAACAAACGGAAGCGUCAAUACGUCUUGAUGGUGAAACGACCAGUGUGAAGAUCUCACCGGACUCGCAAUAUGCACUGAUCAAUCAAGCACCUGAUGAGAUCCACCUUUGGGACUUGUCAACAUGUCGCAUUGCUCGCAAGUUUACUGGUCAACGUCAAGGACGUCACGUCAUUCGCAGCUGUUUUGGGGGGGUCGAUAGCAACUUCAUUGUUAGCGGAAGUGAAGAUGGCAACGUCUACAUCUGGCAUCGAGACAGUGGUGUCCUUCUAGAGGUACUCUCUGGUCACGGUGCGGGGAGCGUGAACUCCGUUUCAUGGAAUCCCAAGAACGAACGCAUGUUUGCCUCAUGCUCGGACGACCACACAAUCCGGAUAUGGGAAGCGCUCGAUACGACAGAACGUGGUCUUCCGAGCACCGAGGAGUUGUCCGACACAGUAAUCGGGAAAGGGAAGGGUAAGAGCAGAGAACGCCUCAAUAGCCAUUCGGACGAUGGAGGCAGCGGGAGCGGAGCAUUUUAAUAUGUUGUUUUUCAGUCAUGAAGUGUAAGAAUUGCAUGGAGUCAUCACUCAUUCAUUCUAUCUUGUUCUAUCACAUAUAAUGAUGCUUGCAUGGUUGUAGCAUGUUUGUGCUGAAGUCGGUUACAUUUACAUCCCUCGUCCCUACUCGUUGUUCAUCUUCACGCAUUUCGAAUCAUGAAGCAUAGAAGAACAGGUGUUAAAGUAACAUUGAAUAUAUGGAAGCGGUGACGAUUCGGCACCACUAUCCA